Messenger RNA from Apus apus (common swift), 2273 nucleotides. RefSeq names its product chromosome 20 C1orf50 homolog (gene C20H1orf50). The record is from RefSeq and is a predicted model, not a curated record. Lineage: Eukaryota; Metazoa; Chordata; Aves; Apodiformes; Apodidae. Bases 12 to 542 code for a protein of 176 amino acids. The transcript has 4 exons.
GCGGGGCCGGGAUGGCGGCGGAGGGAGGCGCGGAGCCCGGCGGCGGGGCCGGCCUGGCCCUGGUGGAGGGCAGCGGGGGCCGCGCCGCCCGUCUGGCGGACCCGGGGGACCUAGUGGCCCUGGCCCGGCAGGUGCAGCAGGCCGACGACUUCAUCCGAGCAAACGCCUGCAAUAAACUGACUGUCAUUGCUGAGCAGAUCCGGUCCCUGCAGGAGCAGGCUCGGAAGGUCUUGGAUGAAGCCAACAGAGAUGCUGAUCUGCACCAUGUGGCCUGCAACCUUGUGAAGAAGCCAGGGAACAUUUACUACAUGUACAGGCGGGAGAGUGGCCAGCGAUACUUCUCCAUCCUGUCUCCCAAGGAAUGGGGGAGCAGUCCCCAUGAAUUUCUGGGUGCCUAUAAGCUCCAGCACGACAUGUCCUGGACUCCGUUUGAGGACCUUGCGAGACGAGAUGCUGAAAUAAACAUCCUGGAGAAGCUGCUGAGCCGGCAGGCAGCGCUGCCUGCCUGUGCAGAGCCCAACUUCCAGGGCCUGACCCAGUGACACAAGUGACCACGAGGGCAGAGCAAGCAAGGAGAGCAAGAAACAAAAAUCCUGAUGCUGCCAGUGCUCCGUCUGUGUUUUAAUGAGGCUAAUUCUGCAUUCAGUCUGACUGGAUUUUCUAGUAAUUGAGUAAUUUAUUUCUUUGACUUAUGCCAAGCUGUAGUGAGAGGCAGAUAAUGUCAGGUGGAGCCAAUUUUGCUUGGGGCAAAAAGCAAAAAUGCUUUGGGCAGAUGUGCUAAUGCUAUUAAAAUACAUCCUGCCUGGCUGGCUCUGGGGUAACUCACCAUGUCUACCAGUGGCAGGUAAUGAUUUCAGGGCUGGAUUUCUCCCCGUUGUUAAAAUGCACAUAUUUAGUAAUGCAUCUAUCUAUGGCCUGGGAAGACCAGUCAAAACCCCAUACAGAAGGGUCUGUUGUGACCUGAGUCUGUUGGUAUCUGGUCCUGGGUGGUCCAAACCCCUGAGUCUGGCACACGGGGCAACCUGGAGCUCUCUUCUCUGGGAAGAGCAUCCUCAAAGUGCCAUCCAGCCUUCAGGUGCCUUCAAAAGAUGUGUGUUUCACAGUCCUUGUGUGUUCCCCAUAGCUUCAAGUUGCUGAGCUGUCAAGGUUAGGUAGGGACAUGCAGGGACAUCGAAUGUGUCUGUGCCAGAGUCUCAUCCCUAGCCCAGCAUGGUUGAGCCUCUGCCUGGCAGAAACUUGGCCUCAGAGUCCAUGCGGGACAAUUCAAGCUCCUUUUCCCAGCUCGACCUCCUACAUUUGAAGCACAAGGGCAGAUGAGCAAAGUGUUCACAGAAUCCCAGAAUGGUCGGGGCUGGAAGAGACCUCCAAAGCAGCCUGUCCCAGGGCUCUGUCACCCUCACAGGAAGGAAGUUCUUCCUCAUCUUGAGGUGGAACCUCCUGGGCUCCAGUUUGAACCCAUUGCCCCUCGUCCUGUCCCAGGGCACAAGUGACAAGAGCUUGUCCUGCCUUCUUGCUGCCCUCAUGUAUUUAUAGACAUUCAUUAGAUCCCCCCUCAGGCUUCUCCUCUCCAGACUGAACAGCCCCAGGUCUCUCAGCCUUUCCUCACCAGGCAGGUGUUCCAGUCCCUUCAUCAUCCUUGUAGCCUCCCUUGGACUCUCCAGUAGAUCCCUGUCCCUCUGGAACUGGGGAGCCCAGAGCUCAAUACUCCAAGUGAGGUCUCACCAGGGCUGAGUAGAAGGGGAGGAGAACUCCAGGACACCACUGGCCUUCUUGGCCACAAGGGCACAUUGUUGUUCACAUGUUGCCUACCAGGACCCCAAGGUCCUUCUCCACAGAGCUGCUCUCUACCAGGUCACCUCCUAACCUGGACUGGUGCAUUUUGUUGUUCCUUCCCAGGUGCAGGACUCUGCAUUUGCUCUUGUUGAACCUCAUGAGGUUUCUCUUGGCCCAGCUCUCCAGCCUGUCCUAAUCUUGCUUACUGUUAUUAUUAUUCCAGGGUGUAAUUGAUUCCUUAUUGAGUCACAAGUGUCUGAUUUGUUGUGUGUUUUUUCUCCCCGUGCUUGUUUCAUCACCCCAGGUCUUAUUUUACUGCAUGUUACUAAAUCUUAACUUGGAAGGGAGCAAGUUAAUUACUGCAUGGGCUCUGGCAUUUUGUUAAUUGCAGCAACAUCAGAGAUUGUCACGUGUUGGUUUGUGCUCAUCUGGGAAAAGGGGAUUCCUACCCCAGUUUUAUCUGUUUCCUGUCAUUAAAAUCAAUGACAUGGGUAAGGGGA